Messenger RNA from Pelodiscus sinensis (Chinese soft-shelled turtle), 898 nucleotides. The record is from RefSeq and is a predicted model, not a curated record. NCBI's taxonomy places the organism in Eukaryota, Metazoa, Chordata, Testudines, Trionychidae.
UUCCCCCUGCUGGGGCUGAAAAAAGGAGAAAAGGGGAUGUUUGUGGUUGAGCCUAAGGAAAUGCCCCAAUCAAUACAGUCUUUCUUAGAUGGUACAGGCCACAUCCCACAUUGUCAUGGAUAUGGCACCAGAUUCCUUUGAUGACCAGUACCAGGGUUGCCGUGAGCAGGUCAGGGAGGAACUGGAUCGAGGAGACUACUUUCAGAAGGAAUUGGGUAGUAACAAGAACUAUUCCAGCAUCUGGGAGAAAGCAAAGCUGGUCUGGUCAAAAAACCCAAGAGCUCUGCUAAGGGAGAUGCAGGAGAAUCACGCUGUAGCCCUCACGGCUUACACCAUGAACACCUCGCUGCACUCUGAUUUAAACUGGGCUGUGUCCAGAGCUGGGAGAUCCCCAGAGCACUACAAUCAUAGCUUCCCCUUCAAAUACCUCCACUUUUACUUGACAACAGCCGUUCAACUGGUGAGGAGAUGGAAAAGUGGCACCUCUAGAAGAAAGUGCUACCGGGUGCACCGGGGGGUAAAAGGCCUGUAUUUUGAGGCGGAGAUAGGCACUAAAGUGCGGUUUGGCCGCUUCACUUCCACUUCACUCCUCCGGAAGGAAGCCCAGAGAUUUGGGAACGAAACAAUAUUCACCCUGAUGACUUGCUCAGGGGCGCUUGUGCAAGACUUCUCCCACUACUUCUCUGAGAGGGAGGUCCUCAUCCCACCCUAUGAGAUAUUCCAGGUCAGAAACUUCAGCCAAACACCAAGUGGUAACCAGCUCUAUCUGCGAUCUGUGGGAAAUUACAGCCAGUACAAUUGCCAGCUCCUGAAAGCUUCAAGCAGCAAGAACUACAUCCACAAUCCUCCUAUUGCUGCCUUUCUUUCUUGUGUGAUCUGUGCUUUCUUCUACUCUACC